Messenger RNA from Nelumbo nucifera (sacred lotus), 2221 nucleotides. It is a transcript of the gene ATO, whose product is annotated as splicing factor-like protein. The record is from RefSeq and is a predicted model, not a curated record. NCBI's taxonomy places the organism in Eukaryota, Viridiplantae, Streptophyta, Magnoliopsida, Proteales, Nelumbonaceae. Gene Ontology annotation, biological process: mRNA splicing, via spliceosome. Gene Ontology annotation, cellular component: nucleus; spliceosomal complex. Gene Ontology annotation, molecular function: RNA binding; zinc ion binding.
AAGAGUUCGGACGAAAGAACGCCUUUUCUCUUGUUUCCUUCAGAAAAAAAGCUCAUUUUGCUAAAACCCUCUCUUCCACCUCCGAACGUAUAUCCUUUCUCUGCUAGCUGUGAGUCUGUGACUGAACCCUAGUCGUUCGAGUCGAGUCGUGAGGAUGUCUUCGACUCUGUUAGAAGUGACGAGGGCGGCUCACGAGGAAGUGGAGCGUUUCGAACGUCUCAUAGUGAAGGAUCUUCAGCGCGAGCCGGCCUCGAACAAGGAACGCUUGUUCCAGAACCACCGAGUCCGAAACAUGAUCGAUACGAUCACCUCCACAACUGAAAAGCUCAUUGAAAUCUACGAAGAUAAAGAUAACGCGAGGAAGGAUGAAAUUGCCGCUCUCGGGGGUCAAACAGCUACUGGAACCAAUGUGUUUAGCGCGUUUUAUGACAGACUCAAAGAGAUUCGUGAGUAUCAUAGACGCCAUCCAGUUGCGCAUGUUGUUGACGCAGCUGAGCAAUAUGAGGAAUUGCUCAAAGAAGAACCGUACAUUGAGUUCAGUGGGGAGGAGGCUUUUGGGCGGUACUUGGACAUGCAUGAAUUAUACAAUGAGUAUGUAAAUUCUAAGUUUGGAGAGGCAAUUGAGUACUCUGCUUAUCUGGAUGUGUUUUCACAGCCUGAUAAAAUCCCUUGCAACCUGAAACUGACAAGGCAGUACAAGGAGUAUUUAGAGCAUCUUUUGGAGUAUUUAAUAUAUUUUUUUCAGCGGAGGGAGCCUUUGCAGGAUCUUGAUAAAAUGUUUUCAAAGGUUGAAACUGAAUUUGAAGAGCUCUGGGCAAAUGGUAAGGUAGAAGGAUGGGAAAGUAAGGGCCAAGAGAAUGGAGACGUUUCAGCUCCGGAUACUGUAAUAGAUCUUGAUUACUACAGCACAGUGGAGGAACUAAUUGAAGUAGGGCCUGAAAAAUUGAAGGAGGCACUGGCUGCUUUAGGACUGAAAACAGGUGGUACUGUUCAGCAGCGUGCAGAAAGGCUUUUUCUUACAAAGCACACCCCUCUAGAGAAACUUGAUAAAAAGCAUUUUGCUAAAGGCUCACAUUUACUCGAAAAAAAUGGUGCAAAACAAGCUUCCCAACAGAAGGACAAUUUCAAAGAAAUUGCCCUCAUGGAGGCAAAGAUGAAGCGGCUAUGCGAAUUGCUAAAUGAGACAAUCAUGCAAACCAAAGAAAAUGUUGAGAAGAAGCAAGCUUUGACAUAUGAGGAAAUGGAGGCUGAACGCGAAGAGGAAGAGGUACAAGCUGACACUGAAAGUGAUGAAGAGGAGCAGCAAAUUUAUAAUCCUCUCAAGUUGCCAAUGGGUUGGGAUGGCAAGCCUAUCCCGUACUGGUUGUAUAAGCUUCAUGGUCUUGGCCAGGAAUUCAAGUGCGAGAUAUGUGGGAAUCAUAGUUAUUGGGGACGUAGGGCCUUUGAGCGACACUUCAAGGAAUGGCGCCAUCAACAUGGGAUGCGUUGCCUUGGUAUUCCAAACACCAAGAACUUCAAUGAAAUUACAUCUAUAAAUGAAGCGAGAGUGCUGUGGGAGAAGAUACAAGAAAGGCAAGGAUUGAAUAAGUGGCGACCAGACCUGGAAGAGGAAUACGAAGACAAGGAGGGCAACAUCUACAACAAGAAGACAUAUACUGACCUGCAACGCCAGGGACUGAUCUAAAAAGGGUAGUCUCUCAUAUGUUUGAAUUAGAUGGCUUCCAUGCUUGUCCUUGGUAUAAAUUUUGAAUUACUAGUAAUUACAAUUAGACCUUUUUAAUGUAUUUUUCCUACCCUAUUCUUUAGGCAUGUUUCCACAGUCUAUGAGCUUAGAGGUUUCCCAUUUCAGUUGUUAAGCUAAUGAUGGGUUAAUUAUGAGAUUCCACAUGAGGAUGAAAAACUAGCCCUGGUAGCUGCUUUGAUGGGAGAUGGGGGCUUAUCUUACAUCCUUUAGGUUUUGCACUGAAAAAUGGAAUGGCAGUCGGCAGACAAGGAUUGCUGGAGGAGAUUUCCAUGUAUCAUGCAAAUGUUGCUGCUUUUCAAUAAUUCAUUUUGGAGAAGUUCUUGCAACUGUGAAUAUUAAACACUAUCACGAUUUUCAUCUCCGGCUUAUUUUGGCUUGUCCAGCUGGUCAAAGUGGAUAUCCCUUUAGCCCAUAGAUGCACAGUUCAAGGUGCAGACACCCCAAUCAACUUGUACAUGCACAGCUCAAUCUUUUUUA